Pelobates cultripes (western spadefoot toad) is the source of this 15643-nucleotide messenger RNA. The record is from the annotation of a GenBank genome assembly. NCBI's taxonomy places the organism in Eukaryota, Metazoa, Chordata, Amphibia, Anura, Pelobatidae.
CUCAAGCAUCAGCAAAACUGACGUAGGCGGACGUCACUUCCGUAGAGUUCUAAAUACACGAGAUGGAACGUAUCCUAUCCCCCGUCUCUGAGAUGCCGUUGUCCGCACAGGAGCCAGCUGAUUCCCCUCACCGGAAGUGACGAGGGUAGGGGAUUUUGAUAGAACACCGUCCAUUAUUGUGGAGACCAUUUCAUAAGUUUCUGCCCGCCAGGUGUGAGUUCAGGUCUCUCCAGUGUUUGGAGCUCUGCGCGGUGGGCGUGUGCGUACAUGGCGGCCUCCUUGGCAGGGUCAGCUAGGAGCACAGCAUGGAGGGGAGUCAGGCGGAGGAAGACCAUGGAUACCACCUGUUCCCGGAGAGACAUAGCGGGGAGCGGAAAAAGGGCUUCACACUGCCCAGCAUAUUUACUAAACACAGGAAAUGCCAAGUUAUGCUGAACAUAGCGCUGGAGACCAGUAAGUGUACCAGGACUGGGGGGGAGAGGAGGAGGUGAAAGGACUGGGGGGGAGAGGGGGGGUGACAGGAUUGAGGGGAGAGAGGGAGGGACAGGAGGGGGAGAGGGGAGGUGACAGGUGGGAUGAGGGGGGAGAGAGGGAGGGAGGUGACAGGACUGAGGGAGGUGACAGGGACUGAGGGGGGUGACAGGACUGGGGGGGGUGACAGGACUGGGGGGAGAGGGGGGGGGUGACAGGACUGGGGGGGAGAGGGGGGUGACAGGACUGGGGAGAGAGGGGGGCAGGGAUUGAGGGGGAGAGGGGGGUUGAGGGAGAGGGGUGACAGGACCUGGGGGGUGACAGGGGAGAGGGUGAUGGACAGGACCAGAGGUGAUGACAGGACCCGGGAGAGGGGGUGAUGACAGGACCGGGGGGGGGGGAGAGGGUGAUGACAGGACCUGGGGGAGAGAGGGGUGAUGACAGGACCGGGGAGAGGUGAUGACAGGACCGGGGAGAGGGGUGAUGACAGGACCGGGGAGAGGGGGGAUGACAGGACCUGGGAGGAGGGGUGAUGACAGGACCUGGGGAGAGAGGGUGAUGACAGGACCUGGGAGAGGGGUGAUGACAGGACCUGGGGAGAGGGGUGAUGACAGGACCUGGGACCCUGGGGGGGUGAUGACAGGACCUGGGAGGGGUGAUGACAGGACCUGGGGACAGGACCUGGGGGGGGUGAUGACAGGACCUGGGGAGAGGGUGAUGACCUGACAGGACCUGGGGGAGAGGUGAUGAGGGAGAGGGAGGAGAGGGGACUGAGGGGGGGUGACAGGAUUGGGGAGGUGACAGGACUGGGGAGGAUUGGGGAGGUGACAGGAUUGAGGGGAGGGAGGUGAGGAGUGACAGGAUUGAGGUGACAGGACUGAGGGGGGCAGGGCUGAGGGGGGGUGACAGGGCUGGGAGGGGGGGUGACAGGGCUGGGGAGGGGGUGACAGGGCUGGGGAAAGGGGUGACAUGACCUGGGGGGGGGGGGGAGGGGAAUGACAGGGCCUGGAGGGGAAGAGGGGGUGACAGGACUGGGUGACAGGACUAUGGACGCCGGCGUCUUCUCACGCCUCUAGUGGCUGUUUCACUGAAACUGAUGUUUACAGCUGCAGAAGGUUUUCUUCAUUCACUUUGCUUGCUUAGGUCAUAAAUUUAGAUUAAGAAACCAGAGAGAAAUAUCCUUCUAGAUAUGCUAUUUAACUGUGAUAUUAUUACUAUAUUGUAAAAAAAAAAAAAAAGUGCCCGUUUUCUCUUGCCUACAGUGAUACAAUUUUGUAAAUACAAUUGUUUGUUACUCAACAUUGGGGCAUGACAAGCAUGAAUGCUGUUAUUGCCCUGCAAAGAAAAAAGAAAUACAACUCCCAUGAUGCUUUGCAUGCCUUUUGGAGUGCUUAGGAUGGCAAAGCAUCAUGGAAGCUGUUGUUUUAAAACAUCCAGGGAUCUACAUUUUAAACACCCCUGGUUUAUUGUUAUUGUGUCAUGUCUUCCAUGUGCUGUUGCAGACCAGGACACAACUGCCUUGGUUUAAUAUAUAUGCAUAAAUUUUUUCUUUUAAAUAUUAGAAUGGAGAUAUAUAUAUAUUUCCCACUGGAUUCCUAUCCUAACCUCUCAAUUGCAAGAAUAAAAAAAAACAAUUUUAUGAAAAUGUGGGUAGAAUUGCUUAACAAGUGUGACAGCUGAUCAGCCAAUCAGUGUUGUCCAAUUUUUAACACAAUUUGCCUUUGGUAUUGUGGAAGUUUGACUCUGCACCAGUAGCUUGAGAGAUCCAUAAUGACAAUAAUGGGCUGUAGUUGUUGUAGUGCUUAGUGUCAUCUGUAUGUUGUGCUAAGUUUUAACAUUUUACUUUAUUCAUUUUGUGUAAAAUGCAGUUGGAAUAAUAUUCACUUUUGUUUUAAAUGAAGAUCUUUUAUUUUGUAGACCCAUAUGCCAAGUUGCUUAUGGAUGCUAUGAAGUCGUCUGGUUGGUAAGUCUUUUUCAGUCUUUAAAUUUCCAUCUGCACUUACAAGCUUGGUGGUCAUGUGUGUUUUAAAUGUAGAUCUAUAACUCUACAUGUGACUAUUGUAACAUUGGAACUAAAUAAUAACUGGAGAGAUCUUUUUCCACCUAUCGUUAAAGGAACUCUCCAGACACCAUAACUACUACAGAGCCAUGUAGUGGUUAUGGAGUCAAUAGUGCUCUGUCACCUUACCUGGGUCUGCCUCCACCACAUCUGAUAAGUUCUCUGUCUGAACUAAGCCUGGCAAUGCAGCCUAGUGGUGGCUGAGAGCAGUUAGAUGAUGCCCUUAACUAAUGAGCUCAGUCCUGUACUGCUUCCAGCUCUCUGUCUCUGGAAAUGGAGAUCAGCAACAGAAGGACAAUAGGCCUGAAGUCAAAUCGUUUUACACACGAUUAUUACUGAAAUCCGAGGUUCCAUCCCUUUUUAGUUGUAACAUUAUCUACACAUGUGUAAUAGGUAUAAAAAAGGCAGACAGGGUAUAGCCAACUUGAAACCUCAUGAGAAAGGUGUCAAGCUGAAACUUUGGGGCUGUGGUCUCCACUCUCUCGGUCAGUACACCCACGAUAAUAUUGGUGGGUUUACGGUUUAUACUUUAAUUCUUUGUUUACACAUACAUCGAUAUUUUACUACAGAGAUUUUAUUUGCAUUCAGCGUUAAACCCCCUGCAGUUAAACGCUACGUACACUAAUUGUUUUUCAUUACUAUGGGUAGGUGCCAGGAAGCAUAACCGAUACAGUGCACUACAGUAGAGUGUACCUUCUAAUGUAUUACAAAACAGUUACAAGAAAAAAGCAGCUGUCCUGUUGUAUGCCUUAUUCUCUUGACCCUAUAAUGCCUGCUUGCUAAACUGGGAAUUUCUGACAGUGUGAAACGGAAUCUCAAAUUGUAGGCCAAGACGGCAAGAUCCUUUUUCUAUUUAGGCUAUAUAGGUCUGACAUUUACAAUACUCUUGGCCAAAUUGUACCUGGUUUAGUGAAGAAAAUCAAUUAUUGAAUAAAGCUAACCAGACAACCUGUUCUGUUUUUGUAUCAUUAAAAAAUAAUUUCUAAGAAGUCAAGAACAUGUAUGUUUAAUCCUCUGUCAUUAUGUGGCUGGGUACAGUCUGCUAUGGGAGUUGUUGGUAAAACUGUUGAAUGGCCACCUGCGGGCUAGGUGCCUUUUAGAGUCCUGCAGGGUGUCUUUUCAGUAUAAUUCUUGAAUAAUUAGGUUGGAUUUGAAUGUUUAGUAAUAAAGCAAUAACCGAAAUUGUGUUGAUGUUUGACCCCUUAUUUUGUGCGUUUCAGCACAGUUUACAAAGACCGUCAUUUUUCUUGUGAAGAAUGUGAUGGUGCAGUGAGUGGAGGGUUCGAUGCAGCUUCAUCUGAGGUUGGUAACCACACAAUAUAGCUCUCUGUAUAACUGUACUCUACUACACGCUAUACUAAAUCCAUUUACAACCAAGACUUGUGAGGUUAUGCAGUUUAUCAAAUUUUUGGGGGGAAAAGCCAAACUGGGAAUAUUAGUAAUCUAGAUUACUUUAGCCUAAAUCUUAAAAUCCACUUUGGGUGCAUUUUAAAUUCCCAUCAACUGGAUAAUUAGUAUUUAGUGAGUUGUUAUUGACACUUUACUGGGUUGUUACAUGUCUUAUAGGUUCAGUCUCUUGCCCACAAAUGUGUAAAUGGUAAUUUCUCCUUUAGGUAAUUGUAAUACAAUUAUAUCUUUACAUUGUGCUAGUGACAUAUCUAGAAAUGCAGAAAUUAAAAAUGUUUCAGGGAAGGAUAUCAUUUUAAUUCCUAGUCUGUGCAUUGAGCCGCCUCAAUGCCUGUGGCUCAGUCCUUCAGUAAUAUAUCAGUAAUUCUUGUUAAAACCUAGUUUAGUGAUGAAUCCUCAGAUGGAAAUCAACACAUACUAAUAGCACUUUGCAACCAAAAUAGUAUUGGGUUUGCCUUGAUAAAUCUAGUCUGCCGACAUUUAUUCCUCCUAUGUAUUGGUAAUUAUUUUAACAGAAGGCAUACACUUCCUGUUGAGGCAUAUUGAUAUGAUUUUAUUAUUACAUUUUAUUUUUAUCCUGCAGAUUGUAUUGUGUCAGAACAACAUUCAGAAUCAGUCACACAUGAAUCGUGUAGUUACACAUGAACUUAUUCAUGCAUACGAUCACUGCCGCGCUCACGUCGACUGGUUCAACAACGUUCGUCAUUUGGCCUGUUCUGAGGUACGUAUGGUACUGGUGGGUUUGAUAUCUGUAAAAGAUGCUCCCAAAACCUGGGAAGUAUGCUGGCAGCGGAACUGUAACUACAUUUCAAGUAAUAGUUUCUCAUUCUCUCACCACUGUAAAUGCUGAUGAAGCAACGGUAAAAAAAAAAAAAAAAGUAUGACCCUUUCCUCUGCAGCACUACUGAGUUCAUGGCAAUGUCGGUGCCCAGUGAUACCCCAAAAGCCAUUGGCGUGUAAGGAUAUGCACUUAAUAUUCCUUCAGUAGUGCUGUACAUACACAUGGCAGUGUGCAGGUAAAUUUAAUUUGCAUGGUGUGCUAUUCAUUAUUUAUUUUUAUUUUUUUUUGAAUAGCACAACCCAUACCUUUUUCACUCCAUUUUAUGAACAGCGGGCUAGUGAUAGGCUCAGUGUCAGCUUACGCUCUUAGCAUGUCAGAUUCUUACUGAUUGAUGCCUCGUACAAUCAGCGGAAGCAGUUGGGCAAGGUGGACGGAUGCCAUCUUUGCAGGUUUGGGGUUUGUAAACAGUUUAACUCAUUUAGAUAACACAUGGCCCAGGACCUCAUCACACCAUAACUUCUUCACGGAGAUAUUGUGUUAUAGUGUCCGGUAGUGAUACUUCCCUACUGAGGUCAGGGAACACUGGAAGAAUUGUCACUUCUAAUGCAGUAACCGUUCCACUUGAAGGACAGUCCUUCAUUAGACAAACCCAAGCAAAGCUCAUGCUGAAUAUUCCUUUACUGUGCUACUGAUGUUCUCAUUUGCUACAUGAAUAGACAUUGGAUAUUUAAAAAUAUCUAAUCUUUAUGUAAAAUAAACGAUUAGCCCUCCAUCAGAUUCAGUUUUUAUUUUUUUUUGUGCUCUUUAUUCUACUUUAAUGCAUUAAUUUCUCUUUAUUUAUGCAAUAACCUUGGUCAGGACAAAUCCUAAUCACAGUUGCUCUAAGCUAAUUGAUCAAUUUUAAUUAUUUCACAGUUUGUACACAAUUCUGGGCAAACUGCCAGGAAAAACAAUCUUUCAUGAAGGAAUGUUUCUAAAUGUUUAUUAAUAUAGAUUUAGAGUAAUCAGGGUAUUUUCAUUAUUUCAUAUGGGUACUGGUCUGCAUAAAGGUGUUUAUUAUCUGUUCAAUGUUAUAUGUGUAUAUUAUGCACAGGUUUUUUUUUUUGUUUUUUUUUUUUUGGACUACGACAAUUUAAAUAUAAAUUUUGUUAAAUCUGCUAAUCCAAAUGUAGUAAACUGGUGGGCUAUGGAUGUGCAGGACUCGGGCUAUACAGUGAGGGAAAAAAGUAUUUGAUCCCCUGCUGAUUUUGAAUGUUUGUCUACUGACAAAGAAAUGAUCAGUCUAUAAUUUUAAUGGUAGGUGUAUUUUAACAGUGAGAGACAGAAUAACAAAAAAGAAAUCCAGAAAAACGCAUGUCAAAAAAGUUAUACAACGAUUUGCAUGUCAAUGAGUGAAAUAAGUAUUUGACCCAUAUCAAUCAGCAAGAUUUCUGGCUCCCAGGUUAUACAGGUAUAUACAGGUAACGAGCUGAGAUUAUGGGCACUCUUUUAACCCCUUAAAGCCGUUGGGGCGGCAUAGAUCGCCGUAACGGCUUGCAGCCCCUGGAGAUCCGGUGGACUUACCUCCGCCGCGAUCCUCUUCUGGAGGGCUGCCUGACAGCCCAGGCAGCUCUCCCCCGGCAAAUGAGGCCCCCGGGGGCCAUGUGAUCGCUCUCAAAGAGCGAGCACGUGGCCCCUAUAGCUGGCUGUGGAUCUGCCAGCAGGGGGACUGUCUGAAUUGUCAGACAGUCCCCCUGCUGGUGGGAAAGUAAAAAAAUUAAAAUAAAGUAAACAUGUAAAAUUUAAAUAAAUGUGUUUUUUUUUUUUUUUUUGUUUUUUUUUGUUUGUUUUUUAAUAUCUAUCUCUAUCCUCAUCGUGUGUGUGUAUGUAUGUAUGUGUGUAUAUAUGGAUAUGUGUGUGUGUGUGUGUGUGUGUGUGUGUAUAUAUAUAAUAUAUAUUGUAGCUGUAUUAGUCCAGUGAUGUAGAUGUAAAAAACAGAUAAAAUUCUUAUCUUGUAAUACCUUAUUUAUUGGACUAACAGAAUUUUUUUAAUGACAAGCUUUCGGGAGAACCUCCCUUUCUCAAGUCUGAAGCAUUUCUGAGCAAAACGACACAUAGAAUUCAAAGUUGAGUUGUGAUACAGGCUUUAAAGCGACAUGAGUGUAGAUAAGACACAGGUUUGUUAGAAAAAAGACACCAUCUGAGCAGAGGGUCAUAAAUGUCUUGUUGAAGAGCAGAGUGUGGAAAUCUUGGGGCUUUCAGUUGUUGAUCCAUUUUAGACUUAUCUGAAUUAUUUCUUAUUACCCUUAGAAAUUGUGCCUUGGGUAAAGACUUUUUCAAGGACUCUGGGUGUGCACUUGAAUUGUGUAGGAUGGUAUUCUUAUCCGUAUCUUUUUUGUAGAGGCAAUAUGAAAGUCCUUGUUCCUUCAAUGAGAUUUCCAAGUCCAAAAAUUGUAUUGAGGUGGUAUCAAUCUUUGAUGUAAAUCUAAUGGGACUUUCUAUCUGAUUUAAAAAGUAUAUCAUCUCUCCUGCUUCUGUCACGUUGCCACCCCAUAGUAUCAACAAAUCGUCGAUGUAGCGAAAAUAUCCUUGUAUAGAUUGACUGUACCUUGUUAAGAUCCAUCUUUUUUCGUAUUCUUACAUGUAGGCAUUAGCAUACAUGGGAGCCAUAGCGGCCCCCAUGGAUGUGCCAGAAGUCUGGAGAUACCAUUUGUCCUCAAACCUGAAGUAAUUGUUAUGUAGUACCAGUGAUAGUAGCUCUAAGAUAAAUUCAAUAGGUGGUCCACUAUAUGAUUUCGAGGAAGUGAGAACAGAUCUCAUCGCUUCAAUUCCUUCUGUAUGUGGAAUAACCGUGUAUAAGCUACUGACAUCCAUUGUGAUUAAAAUCGUUGUACCACUCUUCAGUUUCAGUUGCUUUAAUUUCUGGAUGAGGCUAGGUGUAUCCUUAAUGCAGGUACUCAAUUCAGCUAUGGGGGGCUGAAAUAAAAAAUCAAGCCACUUGGCAAUUGGUUCUAGCAGACCUUCAAUCACAGAGACAAUAGGCCUGCCCGGAGGUCUAAUUGGAUCCUUGUGGAUCUUGGGCAGGGUAUAUAUAAUGGGUGUCCGAGGAUGUGACUUCAGGAGAUAUUGACUGAGCUGUAGGUCUAUAAAGCCUGCUUCCAUACCCCUUAUAACAACUGCUUCAACAUUUUUCUUGAUUGAUUCUGUAGGGUCACCCCUCAAUAAUCGAUAUACUUUCUCAUUUGAAAGCUGUUGGAUUAAUUCCUCUGCAUAUUGUACAUAGUCCAUAACUACUAUACCACCACCCUUGUGAGUCGGACGAAUGGCAAGAGACUGAUCAUUAGCCAAAUUCUUUAUAUAUUUCAUUUGUCGGGAAGUGACAUUCCUAUUUUUGCAUUUAUGGUUGUAUAUGACUUCCUGCGUGAGGUGGUUGACUGUAGAGAGGUAGGUUUUAAUAGACGCUUUAUUCGUGUAAGGAUCAAAAGUAGAUUUUAAUUUAAAUUGUGAACUUUUUUCAUGAUCCAUAAUAGUAUUCGAAACUUUAGAGGGGUUAUGGAAAUAAUCUUUCAGACGCAUAUGUCUCCCAAAGUUAUAAAGUUCAGUAUUCCAUUUGAACUGAUUAGGCGGAGAUGUAGGUAUAAAUGAGAGUCCUCGACUAAGGAUCUCCAUCUCCUGUGUGUCCAGAGGUUUCUGAGAUAGAUUAAAUAUCGGAGUUACCUCCGUAAGGGGGGCUUCCCCCGGGUGGUGGUUCUUGCCCUUGUGACCUCUCCUCGUUCGCCUCCUCUUUCUACGCCCCUGCCACGGCUUCUUGUAGUGGUCCCCAUUUCUAAUUCCUCUAAAAAAGGAGUAGAUUCCACAUGCACCUCGUUAUCAGAUGCUGAUUCACCUGAUGUAAUGUCCACAGUAGGUAUCUGGGGGCGUCUAAUCCUCUUUCUCUGGCGAUAAGGUUUACGAACACCAUCGCCUGAAAGCCAUCUGUAGACACGAUGGUCUAAGUAAUCCUGGCGUACACGUUCAAACUUUUGUUUUUUGAAUUUAAUCAAUUCGUUUUUAUAUAGUAGUAGUUCAUCCUGUAAUUUACUACGGAGUUUGAUUCCCUCAGGGGAAGCCAGUAAUACUGCGUGUUCCAAUUCUAAAUCAGUAAUUUUCAAACUUGUGUCCUCCAUGUCCAUCUUUACAUCAUGUAUAAUAAUGAGCAUCAAGUCAAGUGAGGCUUUAUUCAAUACUGAAGUCCAGUCCUUGUAGACUCUGGCUUUGCCUCUCCCAAUGGUUGGGAUAUUUAAAAUCCUAAACCCUCUAGGUAUACGUUUGGCUUUAUAGUAGUCUGAUAGAAAAAGGCCAUGUAGGUCCAAGUCAAUCCGCUUCUUAUGUAGACGUAAUAGUUGGAAAUAGAUAUCUUUGGAAGAUAAAUUAUGUGGUAAAUCAAGUCCAGAUUGCUCCCAUAGUAUGGCCUUAGCUUCAUCAUGGGAAAAUUGUAAUGUAUCUGCUUGUUCAGCAUAUGCCCCCGCCUGCAGUAAAAAAUCAUCCAUUUUGUCUCCCUUAAAGUGAAAACACUAUGUACAAAGGAGAGUUGUAUUCCAAUUUGGUAAAAAAAAGCAGUCAAAAAAUCAAAUAAUUAUUUCUAAUCCAAAAAAUGGAAGUAUUUAUACAAGUGGCUGGUGCAUAGGUGGAGUUGUACCCCACAACUCCUAUUAUCCAAAACCAUCCACAAAAUCCUUGCACUCAAGCUCCAAAGUAUCAGUCAAAGACCUGGUGCUGAAAAUCAGGGGAACAAUUACAUACCGAUCUGUAGUGAUUAGCACUCACGGAUUUCCAGAAAAUAGUGUUAAAAAAUAACGUUUAUUGAUCCAUUUAAAAAAGCUAUUUCGACGUUUCAGUCCUCUAGUGGGACUUUCUUCAGGAAUGAAUAGCCAUGUAAACAAUAUCGCUUAUAUAUUACAGAUAGUAAUUGAAAGCAAACUUACCCCAGGUGAACCAAAUCCCCUGCAUGCACCCGCGGUCCCCGGUGUGGAUGACGCAUACGUGAAGUGCUCCGCCCCCUUGCGUCGCGAUCACAUGAUCGCGAUGUCAUGGAGACGUCGGCAGAAGCCGCGUGUCCAUGGCAACCAAAUAAACAUACACCGCAAGAGUGCUGGGGAAAUAAAGAGAGAAUAUGUAGAUGGAUGGUGAAAUAAAAUAAUGUUCUGUGUAAACAAUAAAGUUAUAAGGCCACUAAGAAGUAGCAUCAUAAUUGUGGUAGCCCAGUAACAUAAUGUGAUCAAGAAGAUCAUGUAUCUUGAUAAUGGUGGUAAUAUCCAUUUUAAAAUGAAUUAGUGCAGAUGUGCAAAAUCAGCUAGACAGAAAAAUAACAAUCACAUUUAAAGUGAUACAGUGCACUAUAUAUGACCAUAUUAAUAUAUCCAACAAGGAAGGUGGAUUUUGAAAGUGCUAAUCAAGGGAUGUCCCCUAAAUAGUGCUCUAUUAAGUGCAUAUAAAGUGGGCUAUUGUAAAUAAUUUUAAAAAAAGUGACUCAAUAGUAACUAAGAAUCAAAAAUAAGGAAGUAUUACAUCCGAAAUAUUAAAUCAUGAAAAAUCAUAUAUAUAUUUUAGUGUGUAACGUCCUACAAAGUGUAUUUUAAUAUAAAUAUAUGUGUAUGUAGAAUUACAAUAAAUAAAAUACUGAAACAAAUUUAAUAUAACUUAUAUAUUCAUACACUUAGAAUGACAUAUUUUUUAUAUAUAUAUAUAUAUAUUAUAUAUUUUUUUUUUGCGGUUAUUUGUAUUUUAUAUAUAAUUACAUUUAGUAUACACGUAGAAUUUCAAUACCUAUAAAUGCAUAUAAAUUAAAAUUCCGCGUGUAUAUUUAAGUUAACUUUUAACAUAAUUAUGUGAUUUGAUUGUCAUGCCUGACAACACAGGGAGAAAGUGCAGAGAAUUUAAUUUGCAAGCACUAUAUUUGACCCUAUAACGCUCCAAGACACCAUAAAGCCUUUACAUAGGGGGUACUGUUUUACUCGGGAGACUUCGCUGAACUCAAAUAUUAGUGUUUCAAAAUGAUAAAUUGUAUUGCAACGAUGAUAUUUUAAGUAAAAGUUACUUUUUUUUUUUACAAACGAAUGGCACUUUUAUGAACUAUAUUAUUGUUGUAACAUGUUUUACUGUUUUAAAACACUAAUAUUUGUAUUUAGUGAAGUCUCCCAAAAAUAACAGUACCCCCCAUGUACAGGUUUUAUGGUGUUGUGGAAAGUUAGAGAGCCACAUAUAGGGCUUGCAGUUCAUUUUUUUUUUUUGUACAUUGAAAUUUGCCAGAUUGGUUAUGUUGCCUUUGAGAGCGUAUGGUAGCUCAGGAAUGAGAAUUACCCCCAUGAUGGCAUACCAUUUGCAAAAGUAGACAACCCAAGGUAUUGCAAGUGGGGUAUGUCCAGUCUUUCUUGGUAGCCACUUAGUCACAAACACUGGCCAAAUAUUAGUUUUUAGCUUUUUUUUUUUCACACAAAAACAAAUAUGAGCGCUAACUUUGGCCAGUGUGUGUGACUAAGUGGCUACUACAAAAGACUAAACAUACCCCACUUUCAAUACCUUGGGUUGUCUACUUUUUUAAAUGGUAUGCCAUAAUGGGGGUAAUUCUCAUUCCUGGGCUACCACACCAUCUCAAAGGUAACAUUACUAAUCUGGCAAAAUUCAAUUUGAAAAUGUAAUGUGCUAUAUAUGACCCUGUAACUUUCCAAAACACCAUAAAACCUGUUAUUGGGGGUACUGUUUUACUCGUGAGACAUCGCUGAUUACAAAUAUGUGCAUUUUUUUGCAGUAAAACCUAACAAUAUUAUGACAUUGACAGCUAAAAUGUCAGACGGAAAUACAAAUUUAAAAAAAACCUUAUUUUCUCAAUUUUUUUUUUAAUUUUAUUCAUAAUAAAUUGUUCCAUAUAUGAAUAGUUAAUGAUAAAUUAAAGCCCUGUUUCUCCUGAACAAAAUGAUAUAUAAUAAGUGUGGGUGCACUUAAUGUGACAGCGGUGAAUUACAGUUGAACAGACAUAUAGCGCAAAUUCCAGUUUUUGUUUACGUUUUGUUUUGAUCAAAACGUGUACUGUUGACUCCGUCCUGAAGGGGUUAAAGGGAGUCCUCCUAAUCUCGGCUUGUUACCUGUAUAAAAGACACCUCUCCACAGAUUCCAAACUUUCCACUAGGGAUCGACCGAUAUUGAUUUUAUUUUUUAUUUAAUUUUUUUAUUAUUUAUUUUAGAGCCGAUUACCGAUAAUCUGUGCACUAGCUAGCUGAUAGCAGACCAAUAUUCUGUACAUUUACUGUAUUUUUUUUUUUUUUAAUUAAGCGGUAAAUGCACAAAAUUUACAUGCCAGUCAGAUUUUGUUUUUUAUGUUUUCAAGAAUAUUUAUUUUUGUGUGUGUGUGUAGUGGAUGCAGUGAGAGUAUUUAUUAGUAAAUGCUGUGUGUUGUUUGUUUGUAAACUGAGCAUUUUAACAUGAAAAAAAUGACACUAUACUUGCUUUGGAAUUUAUACCUUUUGGAACUAAUGCUCAUGAAGUCAAGUUUUCUCUAACAUGCGAAAUGGAGAUUGUCUGUUGGCAUGAAAACUAAUUACAAUAUAAUACAAAAUGCCUUAAUCCGCUAUUUUGGCCUAACUUUUAGUGAAAAUAAUAUAUUAUAUACUCAGAAUUUCAGGUCCAAUACCCACUGGUAAGGGCCAAACUUUACUCAGAACUGUAAACAUCCUCAUGUAAUGCAACUGCUGAGAAUAGACAGGGCAGAAGUAAGCUUUCCCACCCUGACCCCAAUAAUGAAUGCAUGCCUGAAGUUGCAGGAACCUUUCACAAAGUGCAAGGAACUUUUAGCUAUACAUUUGCGUGGAAUUGGCCAGCACAAUAUGUAUAUUAAAGUGUAAUCAUGCAUGGUUUAAAGUUAAUCACAAUGAAUUCUUGGACCAGUACAUUGUAAACGUUGGUGUGAUUGACUUGCUUCAGAUAUUAGUGCAAAUCUGUCACUCCUUUCAGGGAUCUUUGUACAUUUUGCAAACACGUCACUCAUAUACUCUCACACAAGUGCAAGUGAUUAUCGAAGCUUCCAUAGAUUACUUGUCACAAUGUCAAGAAGAUGCCUGAUUCCCUCAACUAUCAAGUGUGAUAGUUGGUGGGAUAUGACAAAGGUUGACAGUGAAGCUCUACUUUUUGUCAAAUUCCAGCUUCCCUAUAAGAGCCAAGAAUCCCCUCCCCUUGUCUUUUAUGCACCUAUGGUACCCAUGAAUUUAAAAUGUUCCCAAUUAGUGUGUAUUUCAGGUGUUAUUCACUAUAGGUCAUGAUAUAAAGAGAUGUAACAUACAUGGCACCCAUUUCUUGUAUUUUGUGUUAUACUAUUUUUUUUUUAAUAAAGCAAACUUUGUUUUAUAAUUGACAUUGUUUUCCUGGUUGCCCUGUUACACUUUGUACAUGCAAAUGGUGCAGUUACAGUGCAUUGGACACUUUGAAAGAAAUGCCAGAGCACACAUGCGCUCUACGAUAAUUUCUGGCAAAUGACUGAGCAAGCAUGAGCCUCAUGGUGCCUGAAUAUUUUGUUGUUCACGUGUAUCUCAAGAAAAAAAAAAUCUAUGUAAAUUUGUUACUUUAAGGGACACUAUAGUCUUUAAAACAACUUUUAGCUUAAUGAGGUUUUGGUGUAUAGACCAUGCCCGAGCACAAUUCUUUACCAGCCUCCCUAAACACUUCCUGUAAAGGGAGAUCUAAUGUUUAUACUUCCUUUUAUUGCACAGUCCGUUUAAGUAUUUAUCUUGCAGUUUUAAUAGAUUGCUAAACCUUGCAGGAGCCUCCUGUAUGUGAUUUUAAAGUUCAAUUUAAAGAGCAGGAUAUGAAAACUUCUAAAGAUCUCAUUGAAAUGAUUUAAAAAAUAAAUACAUCUUGCAGGCUGCGUCAGUCACAGCCAGGGGAGGCGUGGCUAGGGCUGCAUAAACAAAGUGAUUUAACUCCUAAAUGUCAGAUAAUUGAGCAAUGAGACUGCAAAGGCAUGAUCUAUACACCAAAACUGCUUCAUUAAGCUAAAGUUGUUUUGGGGACUAUAGUGUCCUUUUCAGGACAGCAUAUUUUAUCUUUUUGUUGAUAAAGUACUUCAUAUGUAUAUUAUGAUUUAAGUGUAUCUUUCUUUUUGUUUUAGAUUAGAGCUGCCAAUCUCAGCGGUGAUUGCUCACUUGGCAAUGAGCUAAAUCGGUUUAAAUUUGGAUUUAAAGAACACCACAAGGUAUAAAUUUUAGGAUGCCAUUGCACUUCUGCUUGUUUUAUUAAUUUCUUUUUGCCACUUCAUAUAGCUAUUCCAACCUAUUAGUCUAUCUGCACGUAAGAGCUUUCUUUAAAUAAAGAGUGGAUUUCUGCAUCAAUUUUAUGAAAAGGAUUACUGUAGUGAUUAUGGUUCCUGUAGUCUUUGAGCACUGGGUCUUAUCACCGUUGAGCAGACAUCCUUGGUCCAAUGUAGCCUGACCCCCAGUGACAAAAAGGCAGAGGCAGACUUAAACAUUGUCUUGGAUCCAUCAAAUUUUAUCAAAGCUUUGUUGUGUUUAAUUCCUUAAUGCUUUAGAUGGUCCUAGGUGGUCAUCACCCGACUGCAGCAAGAUGUCGUGUUGACAUUUGCCAGUCACAUUAGCGCAUCAUAUCUUUCUUUUUGUUGAGCAUCUCACACAUUCAGCACAAACUCUUUCACAAUCCGCCCCCCCACACCCAGCAGUAGCACAAGUAGUCGUGCUUGUUUCCUGGUGUCUGAGUUGUUCUGAGUGUGAGAAUUAGAGCGCAGACACAUAACAUUAAUGCUGUCUGUGUCCGAUAUAUUGAUCGUAUUAUAUUUGCUGUCACAUGUGUGAAACUACCAGGCAGGGACUGAAUACUAAACGCUCUCAUCUUAUAGUUUGUUUUUAAUACUUGAAAAUAAGUGACUAAAACUACUCUAGAAGCUUUUUAUUUCCUUGGUAACUGUGCUUUGAAUAAACCAUGAAUCAAAUAAAAGAAAACAACUCUGUAAAAGUAUAAAUUAAAGACUGCUAACAGCCAAGUAUCCCUUACUCAUUGAAAGGUAAGCAGAUAAAUCCCGCUGCUGUAGACAAACUGUCAGAUAUUUGCAAAACUGAAUUUAAUGAUUUGUUUCUUUCUUUUCUGUUAGGUAUGUGUCCGCGAUCGAGCUCUUCGAUCUAUUUUAGCUGUUAGAAAAGUCAGCCGAGAAGCAGCGGAGAAAGCCGUGGAGGAUGUGUUUGAUACAUGCUUUAAUGACCAUGAGCCAUUUGGCCGGAUUCCACAUAGUAAAAGAGAUGCUAAAUAUGCAUACAGGGAUUUUCAAAACCGGGACCGCUACUUUGCCAAUCUCUAACAAAUCAUUCAGGUUAUUUAUAAGAACUUGGUCCUCUGCUUUUUGGUUUCCACAUUUGUGAUUUUUAUAUUGAUUCUCAAAUUUAUUCAAGACAUUUGAUCAUUUUAUGUUUUUUUUUUUUUCCCCUAUAUAAUAAAACCCCAGAAUAUUUUUUUCACUUUUCCUAAAGUGUUUUUUGUGAGUCAUUCAUUUGUAUUGACUGCAUUAAGAAUGUAUGUAUGGGUCCUACCUGUCAAAAGCUAGUGUUUAAUUUUUUAUUUUUUUUCUUAAACGAACAUAAUAGUGUUAGGAAUACAAAGCUGAUUUCUUAACACUUUUUCUAAAAAGUGUUUGUUUAUUUAAAACUGCAAUCUUUUCAGCUGCAAGAUUUAGGGGGACAGGGGCACUGCACCCAAAACACUUCGAUGACAUGAAGUGGUCUGGGUGCCUGUAGUGUCCCUUUAACACAAAUGAUGACUUCAAAUAUUGAACCAUGAUUUGAGCUGGAAGGUAUUACACAUACAAAACCAUUGCGUGAGCAAUAAUUUAUAAUUACAAUUAAAUGUGUAUGUAGUUCGUAUUUCUCUCACAGUCUGCCAAGAAAAAUCUAAUCAUAUUUAAACUUGACUUUCCA